UGCCAGCCUGCGCUGACACCCGCCAUAUGCAUCAUGGCGGAUGAUGAUACGGGCACGUCUUCCCGUUCCCGAGCCCGCACCCGGCUCCCCCUCGCCCUUGACUGACACCACACCACAAACCUGGAGGAGACUAGUAUUAAACUCCCUCCGUUUCGUCUCCAUCGUCGCUGAGUGAGCUCCCUCCCGGCGCCGCUGUCCUCUGUCCUCAGCAGCGCUGCUCGGUUCCGUUGCGAGCUACGCCUCGUACGUGUUUGAGGGAGAUGAUGCUGAGCGGGCACGGCGGCGGCGGGAGGCGGCUGUUCACGGCGUCGCAGUGGCAGGAGCUGGAGCACCAGGCGCUCAUCUACAAGUACAUGGCGUCCGGCGCGCCCGUGCCGCACGACCUCGUCCUGCCGCUCCGCCUCGCCACGGGCGUCGACACGGCGCCGUCCCUCGCCUUCCCGCCCCAGACCUCGCCUACCCUGGGGUACUGGGGCUGCUACGGCGCCGGGGCGCCGUUCGGGCGGAAGGCGGAGGACCCGGAGCCCGGGCGGUGCCGGCGGACGGACGGCAAGAAGUGGCGCUGCUCCAGGGAGGCCCACGGCGAGUCCAAGUACUGCGAGAAGCACAUCCACCGCGGCAAGAGCCGUUCAAGAAAGCCUGUGGAAGCAGUCGCCUCCUCCGCCGCUACCUCCCCCGCCGCCGGCGCCUACCGCCCCUCCGCGCUCUCCAUCUCGCCGCCCCGCGCGCCCGACGCCGCGCCAACCACCUUCGGCCACCAGCAGCAGCAUCAUCUUCAUUACGGCGCCUCCUCCGGCCGCGCCCCCGCCGGCCCUCUCCAGCUCCACCUCGACGCCGCCAGCCUCCACGCGGCGUCGCCGCCGCCGUCCUACCACAGGUACUCCCACGCCCACGCGCACGCCCACUACGCGACGCCUCCGUCACUCUUCCCGGGCAGCUACAGCCAUGGGCAGUCCAAGGAGCUCCAGGACGCGGAGCUCAGGCGGCGGCACUACCUUGCGCUCGGCGCCGACCUGAGCCUCGACAAGCCGCCGGCCGCCGCCGCCGCCACGGAGGAGAAACCGCUGCGGCGCUUCUUCGACGAGUGGCCGCGGGAGGGCGGCGACGCGAGGCCGUGGGCGAUGGGGGCGGAGGACGCGACGCAGCUCUCCAUCUCCAUCCCCGCGGCCUCCCCCUCGGACCUCGCCGCCGCCGCCGCCGCUCGAUACCACAACGGGGAGUGAUCGGUGCCUUUCGAAGCUGCAAUCCUGCCCCAACAACGGCGAGGAGUGAUCGCUUGAUCGGUGCAUUUCGUAGCAUGGAGGGCAUGCUGUGCAGCAUGGUCUGAAUCUGAAGUCUGAACCAAGUCGAGUAGUAGACUAGUGGUACUAGGAAUCUAGCUAGCCCUAUGUUUUGAUCUUCCUUGUUCUUUCACGUGUUUAGUUGUUUGUAUUUGUAUUCUUGUAGUGUCAAAUGCUAGUGCUUGUUGUAUGUGUAACGUUUUCGUUAAGGACCAAAGCAAUCUGAGACUGAGAGAGCUGAGGUGACGUGGGAGAGGCUGCUCCUAUUUCUAAA
This is a messenger RNA of Setaria italica (foxtail millet), 1554 nucleotides long. RefSeq names its product growth-regulating factor 2. Bases 261 to 1223 code for a protein of 320 amino acids. The transcript is spliced from 3 exons. The record is from RefSeq and is a predicted model, not a curated record. Lineage: Eukaryota; Viridiplantae; Streptophyta; Magnoliopsida; Poales; Poaceae. Gene Ontology annotation, cellular component: nucleus. Gene Ontology annotation, molecular function: ATP binding. Gene Ontology annotation, biological process: developmental process; regulation of DNA-templated transcription; DNA-templated transcription.